UUCUUGUGGCCUCGCUGCACGUUAUGCCCGGCCAUGGCGUGGUUUGGGGAAGCCCAGUGGUUGGUCCUGGUGUCUCUGUUCGUUGCCGCCGUCGUCACGCUCGCCGUGUAUCUGCUGCAGUACGCCGCGAGGGUCUUCUGGGCUUAUAGAGGGGAUUCCUAUUCGGGUCGCAGCGAAGCCAACUCUCUCCUGUCCUGGAUCCUUUCUCUGCACAGCUGGAAGAGCCAGUGGCUGAGAGCCUGGAUUAGAGCUCUAAACGAGGAAGCCGGAAAAAGAGGGGGCUCCCUGCGGCUGGCGUUCGAGGAAGACGAUGCCGACCGCCCCCUCGAGCUGUCUGUGAAAGAAGUCGACAGCUUUGUGAAGUCUGAAAAUGUUAAGGUGGUCUCGUGCCGCGUGGUGGGGGAGUCCAUCCAGUUUGCCGUCCGCGUCACCCGAACGAUCCCCGCCAACUCGGGGUGCCAGGUGUACAGCGUGGUGGUCGCCCCUCUUCUUCUGAACCUGGAGCUCCGCGUGAUGGAGGGGAAUGGUGGGAACCUCCGCGUCUCGUGGUCCAUGGGGGAUUUUUCAGGCCUCAAUCUCCAGGUUCAACCAAAAGCUAAGCAGGAGGGUCCCGGGGCGAGCGCCGUAUUGGAAACCCUCGAAGAUAUACUGAAAAACCUAAUGGGAAUCGUCCGCCCGUCGGUGGAAUUAACUGCGAGGCCGUCGGAGGUCCGGGAUUUCCAGAAUGUCGUUGGCGUGGGGGGCGCGUCUCAGGUAAGCUGCCCCCCCAAACCUCCGAGGGCCCACGAACUGAAGCUACAGGUGAAGAACAUCAAGGCGUCGUUACCCGACGGCGCGUGCCCCCCCGGGCUCGAUCGCGUUGCGUGCUCCAUCCAGCUCAAUGACCCGGCACAGAAAGUCACCACUGCGGCUGUAAAUAAGUCGGGGAGCCUUUCCUGGGAGGAAGAAUUCUCGCUGGAGCUCAGCGCUAAAUCCAGGGAGCUGCUGCUGCAAAUUGAGGGCGCUGAGAAACCAGCGGAGGGUCCGCGUGUAGCCUGGGCUUCGGUGCCGUUGGAUCUGUUCCGGAAGCAGCCUUCUGGGUUUCAGAGUUUCCCGUUGAGCAGCGAGUCCGGCGCCGGUGAAUCUGGAUCAGUAACUGCACAGUUCUUAUACGUGGAACCGUACGAAGUGAAAUGGCCAAUUCCAGCCCCGGUUUCGGCCAAGAAAGUGGAGAAGGACCGGACGGUGAUGCCUUGCGGUACGGUGGUGACCACCGUGACGUCCGUGACAUCCAAGCCGCGCAUGGAAGGGAAGGGCGGUGCGGUGAACCAAGAUUCUCCUGCCAAGAUGUCUCCGAAAGUGAUGGAGCCAGAUCUCUCAGAUCAAGCGGGUCCUUCCCACAGUGCCGGGGUCAGCAAAGCCCUGUCGUCCUCCGACACCGAGCUUCUGAUGCUGAACGGCUCCGAUCCUGUUGCGGAGGUUGCUAUCCGGCAGCUUCGGGAAUCUUCCCGGCAGUCGCUAAAAUCUCCAAGGAAGAAGAGCACCAUCAUCAUAUCGGGCAUUUCAAAGACAGCGAUUUCUCAGGACGAUGAAACCACUUUGAUGCUUAACUACGCGGCCGCCAUGGACAGCACGAGCGGAAGCUAUCCUGAUUCCGAGGCUUUCGAUGCCACCCCCGAGACAUCCGACGAUUCCCCCACCUCGCAGGCAUCUGUGUCGCUGCAGGGGGACCCCAGCCCAGAGGCGUGGGAGAACGCCAGCCGCCAGGAGGACUGGGCCGGCAACGGAGCGGUGGAACCAGACUGCGAAGAGAUGUCUGUCAGCAACCUGAGCAUCUCCGAAAGCGGAAGCGUCAAGAAAUCCAAAGGUGGAUUUUUACAGAAAGGGGCUAAACUUUUCUUCCGAAGGCGACACCAACAGAAGGACCCCGGCAUGAGCCAGUCCCACAACGACUUGGUCUACCUGCAGCAGCCCGGAUCCGAGCCGCGCAGAAAAAGAGGGGCGACCCUUUCUCGCUUGCUUAUGGGCUCCAAGAAUAAAAGCAAAGGCAAAGGCCAUGACCGUACCCCGACAGCAACGGCAGAGUGAAGCAACGCCACGGAUGAGGCACGGGUCGUAUCGAGGAUAAACGCCCAUGCAUGUUUUGCACCUCCGCAGACACACGGACGAGACGCCUGCGUCGAGGUGUGCCUGUUAUCCCUCGCCGGUGAACCUUCGUAUAGCGCAACACUGUGAGAUUUCACAAGCCCCUUGAUCCGUACAAUAGCCGGCAAUGUGACGGAAUAUUUAAUAGGCUGGCUUUCGGAGAGCUAGGGAGGGGAAGCCAGGAAAGGGCCUAUCCCGCCGCCGCUCCCCUCUCCGCUGCAAGGUGUCCUCUAGCAUUGAAAGGGUUAAGGGCAAUAUAUUCUACGGCUGUGAUCGUGUUAAACCUUCGAUAAGAGGGCAGCUUUCCCAGCCAUCUCUUAGGAAACCCAGUGCCAUAGCAUUUAUGCAAGCUUUUCUAUGCAUGUCUAGAACGAGUUCUGAAGAAGCAGCCCAUCCUACGUAAG
Molecule: messenger RNA, 2528 nt
Organism: Spea bombifrons (plains spadefoot toad)
Lineage: Eukaryota; Metazoa; Chordata; Amphibia; Anura; Pelobatidae
Gene: C2CD2
Product: C2 calcium dependent domain containing 2
Exons: 14
Coding region: 34-2067 (677 amino acids)
Source: RefSeq, a predicted model, not a curated record